UUCUAGCAAAUUCCUCGUCCUGUGCUACACUCCCCACAGCUCACGUUGCGGCACUUGACAAACACCACCAACUACAACAAAAGGACAGGAACCACCAGAUCAAGAGAUAGCACAACAUGGCAGCACCAGGCGGCAAAUUCUUCAUCCAAGACAACCUUUCCAAACCCGCGGCGCACCACAAAUCCUACGCCCAGCUAUGGGAAACAAAAUGGAAGAAGCCCGCCGAAAUGGGCGUGUACCCCUUCAUGUUCGGCACAGCCAAGGACUUCGAGCCUGUCGUAUCUGAACUCACUAGACGCGACUUCAAGGAGCCUUACGAGUGGGAUGAAUACGCAAAAGUUUAUUUUCCGCAGGCCGAGCAAUUGAAAGGUAUCGCGCAGGAGGCGGAAGAGAAGGGCGAAAAAGAGAAGGCGUCUGAGUAUUAUCUGAGAGCGAGCGCGGUGUAUAGGAUUAGUAGGUUUCCGGCGCCCCGCAGUGAUGUGCAACGAGAAGCCUGGAAACUGGGGAAAGAAUGCUGCAUCAAGGGUUUAGGUAUGCGGGAGCAUCCUGUGAAGGAGGUGGAGAUCCCGCACAAGCACCGCAACUCCAGCGAAGGCGAAACCAUACCCGUCUACCAUCUCGUCCCAGACACAGCAAUGGAAGAUAAGCCCGUCCCAACGGUAAUUAUCUUCACUGGGCUCGAUGGGUACCGCACCGAACUCGCCGUUUGGAUGGAAGGCUGGCGCCGCGUGGGCGUCGCCACCAUCGUGCUGGAAAUCCCUGGGACAGGCGACUGUCCCGCAAACGCCUCCGAUCCCAAGAGCCCUGACAGACUAUACAGCAGCAUGUUCGACUGGAUCGAUACACAGCCCCUCCUCGACAACAAGAAGACUGCUAUCUGGGCGUUCAGCACAGGCGGCUUCUACGCUAUCCGCGUCGCGCACACGCACGCCUCCCGACUUGCCGGCGUCGUCGCGCUGGGCGGCGGGUGCCACCAUAUGUUCGAUAAAGAGUGGCUGGAUAACGUGAACCACCUCGAAUACCCAUUCGACCUCGCCAAUACACUGGCGUAUAAAUGGGGGUAUGGCGAUGAUGUCGAGGCGUUCAAACGCGAAGCCAAGGCCAAGUUCUCGCUGCUGGAGGACGGGACGUUGGAUAUGCCUGAGUGCGCAAGGCUGUUGUUGGUGAAUGGCACCGAGGAUGAGAUUUUCCCGAUUGAUGAUUAUUAUGUGGCGCUGCAGCAUGGGGCGCCCAAGGAGGCGCGGUUUGUUAAGGGAGUUAAGCAUAUGGGGGAGCCGAUGAGUUUCUUUGUGAUUAUUAAGUGGUUGUAUAAGCUGUUUGGGAUCGAGGCGGAUGUGGUACAGCAGAUGCAGACGUUGCCAUUUAAGCCGAAGUACUGAAGCUGAAGGACCGAGGAGGAGUUUGGCUAGAGAGAUCAUCAUGUGAUGAGUGGAUACCUUCUACAUACAUCUAAAGUCCAGGCUUCGGUAUCGGAGUAUCGUGGUUCUCCUUCUUGA
Molecule: messenger RNA, 1496 nt
Organism: Macroventuria anomochaeta
Lineage: Eukaryota; Fungi; Ascomycota; Dothideomycetes; Pleosporales; Didymellaceae
Product: alpha/beta-hydrolase
Exons: 1
Coding region: 117-1379 (420 amino acids)
Source: RefSeq, a predicted model, not a curated record